GUGACAGUACACACGUGUGGAGAGGAGCAACGCUUGUGUUACUGUUUUCUUUCCAGCCGUUGAAAUGACCGCUUUGACGUUAGGUGUAGUAAAGUUUAAGAACAUAUACUAACUUAUCUGUAUACAGAUUAUUCGCAGUAAAUGGCGGAGUGUGUGAAUGACAGUGACACAGAGAGACGAAUCAGUUAUGGAGAUUACAUAGUGCUGAAGAGAGGAGAUGUCUUCAAAUCUGUGCAGAUCGAGCAGAAAAAGAAAGUUAUAUUCGAGAAGCAGUGGUUCUUCUUGGACAAAGCAGUCGGGCAGCUGUACGGGACAAUAUUUGAAAUUGAAGCCGGUGGUUCACUCAAACUCAAGGCAGCAAAACGCACAGGGGACUCUGUGGGUAAUGACGAUUCUAAGGAAGCAGGCCAGGAUAACAGGCACAUAGUGGACGAUGGCAGAUCCCAAAAACUGACCAGAGAUGAUAUUGAAAUACUGAAAGAGCAAGGGUUAAAGGGGCAGGAGAUUGUUCAGCAGCUUAUAGACAACAGUACAACAUUCAAGGACAAAACUGAAUUUGCACAAGAAAAAUACAUCAAGAAGAAAAAGAGAAAGUACGAAAGUAACAUAACGGUCCUAAAACCCUCUACUCGUCUCCUUGCCAUGAUGUACCACGGCAGAGAACCAGGAAAAAUAUGUCACCUGCGGUAUGACACCCUGGCUCAAAUGCUUACUCUGGGUAACAUCCACGCUGGCAGUAAGAUCAUUGUUUUUGAGACCUGUGCUGGACUUGUUCUGGGCUCGGUGAUGGAGAGAAUGGGAGGUUAUGGUUCAGUGAUCCAGAUGUAUCCUGGAGGCGGGCCGACAAGAGCUGGCAUGGAGAGUUUUGGCUUUCCAUCACACUUCCAUGAGACGCUGCAUGAGUUCCCCAUGUGUAAAGUUAACGCUCUACUGGCGGGAACCCUUGAAUUAUCAGAGAAGUACGAAGACUCUCAGGCAAACGGGAACGGGCAGUCUGACUCCUCCCAGGAGACGUCACAUGUGUUAGAGAAGUAUUCAGAACCUCAGAGCAUGGACCCAGAAGAGGAAACGAGGAGAGCAGAGAGAGAGAGACUUCGAGAACAGAAGGCACAAGAGAAGAAAGUGAAGAUGGAGGAGAAGAGAAAGAAACUAGCAUCAGCUGCUGCUCAACUAGAGGGACGGAAUGCCGAUGGGUUGGUGAUUGCUAGUCGACUCCACCCCUGCCCUGUGUUACUGGGUCUGCUGAAGUUUGUAGCGCCAUCACGACCAUUUGUAGUGUACUCGCAGUACAUAGAGCCUCUGAUUGAGAGCUAUACCAAGCUCAGGGAACAAGGAGGAGCAAUCAGUCUCAGAUUGACAGACUCCUGGCUCAGGCAUUACCAGGUGUUGCCCAAUAGAACUCAUCCAGUGUUACUCAUGAGUGGAGGUGGAGGUUAUCUCCUCUCGGGGAUGACGGUUGCCGCAGGCACUGCCAAAUCUGGAAAUCAACAGAAAUCAGAGGAGCCACCUGCCAAGAGACUGAAACUGAAUGAGAUUAACCCAUCAUGUGAUAGCUCGACCUAGGCAGUCAGUUCAGAUGAACUUAAGUGAGAAGAUACAAAAUCAGUAGUUAAAUCUCACAUUCAGGCAGUGCUUUAUUCUGUGUAUGAGUUGCAAGAUUUUAUUAUUCAAAGUCUCUUAUCCAGUAUGUUUUUCUUUUCUUUUUUUUUUUUGCCAAGAUUUGCAUUAUUACUACAUAAAAUUAGUAUAUAAAUUGUUCCCAGCUUGUUCAUGUAUUUUAGUUUUGCAUGAUAUGCAGAAAAGGAAAUAUGCUUUUAAUUUUUCAGCAUCCUUUUCACUUUUGUCAAAUUGCUAAAUUUUACUCAAAGUAUAUCGUUGCAACACUAAACAAUAUGUUUAUGUCAUGUUUUUGGAUGAUUUCAACAUCAAACACAAGGGCAUUUAUCAACUUUGGUUCCAUAAUAGCACAUUUUAUUAAAUGCAAACAAUCAAGAAUGCAACGAUUCUAUUGAACAACAUUAAACGACAGCUAUUUUUAAACAUACUUAAACUUUCACAGGUAUCGAGUAUCAUGCUCUUAAAUGUGUCAUUUCAAAUCUGCAGGUUAUAUUAAACAGCCAUUUUGCUUUUUCCAUGUUCUUGUAGGUUAUUUAAUAAAGAGAGAAAAAACAUGAACGCUGUUGUCAAGCAUAAAGAAUACAGAAUUUUGUCUCUUUGUAGAUGUAUUCUUGUUUCUUAGAUGCUCUCAUUAAACGUACAUGACAUACACCAAUGUUUGCAUUGCAAUUGUAAUAGAGUAAGACGAAAUAAUGCAUUCAACUAAAGCAGCCCAAAUCAGCACACAUAAAGCUAAUGGAAAGUUGAAACUGGCUGCACAGGAAGAUGAUGUCUUUGC
Myxocyprinus asiaticus (Chinese sucker) is the source of this 2395-nucleotide messenger RNA. RefSeq names its product tRNA (adenine(58)-N(1))-methyltransferase non-catalytic subunit TRM6-like. Gene Ontology annotation, cellular component: nucleus; tRNA (m1A) methyltransferase complex. The transcript is spliced from 11 exons. NCBI's taxonomy places the organism in Eukaryota, Metazoa, Chordata, Actinopteri, Cypriniformes, Catostomidae. The record is from RefSeq and is a predicted model, not a curated record. Bases 142 to 1563 code for a protein of 473 amino acids. Gene Ontology annotation, biological process: tRNA methylation.